Messenger RNA from Hansenula ciferrii, 771 nucleotides. RefSeq names its product nucleosome assembly factor ASF1 (gene ASF1). The coding region runs from base 1 to 771 and encodes 256 amino acids. Gene Ontology annotation, cellular component: nucleus. Lineage: Eukaryota; Fungi; Ascomycota; Saccharomycetes; Phaffomycetales; Wickerhamomycetaceae. The transcript has a single exon. Gene Ontology annotation, biological process: nucleosome disassembly; nucleosome assembly; DNA replication-dependent chromatin assembly. The record is from RefSeq and is a predicted model, not a curated record. Gene Ontology annotation, molecular function: histone binding.
AUGUCAAUUGUUUCAUUAUUAGGUAUCAACGUCUUAAACAAUCCAGCAAAAUUCACUGAUCCAUAUCAAUUUGAAAUUACAUUUGAAUGUCUUGAACCUUUAAAAGAUGAUUUAGAAUGGAAAUUAACAUAUGUUGGAUCAUCAAGAUCUUUAGAACAUGAUCAAGAAUUAGAUUCUAUAUUAGUUGGUCCUGUUCCAACUGGUAUAAAUAAAUUCUUAUUCACUGCAGAUCCACCAAGUGCUGAAUUAAUUCCUUCAAAUGAAUUAGUUUCAGUUACUGUUAUCUUGUUAUCAUGUUCAUAUUCAGAUAGAGAAUUUGUUAGAGUUGGUUAUUAUGUUAAUAAUGAAUAUGAUUCAGAAGAAUUAAGAGAAAAUCCACCAAAUAAAGUUCAAGUUGAACAUGUUACAAGAAAUAUCUUAGCUGAAAAACCAAGAGUUACAAGAUUUAAUAUUGUUUGGGAUAAUGAUGAUGGAGUUGAAGAAUUCCCACCUGAACAACCUGAUGCUGAUUUAGUUGAAGAUGAUGAAGAAGCUUAUGGACAAGAAGAAGGUCAAGAAGAAGGUCAAGAAGAAGAAGAAGAUGAUGAUGAAGAAGCUGUAGAAGAAGGUGAAGAAAAAGACAAGAUACAGAAUGAAAAACCAAGUGAACAAUCAAGUGAACAAACAGAACAAAUUGAACAAGGUCCAAUAGAGGAAGAAAUUAAAACUCCAAAAGAUGAAGAUAAUCAAAUUAAUAAUCAACUUGAAGUUAAAACCCCAGCUGAUGAAUAA